This is a messenger RNA of Olea europaea var. sylvestris, 2352 nucleotides long. RefSeq names its product probable leucine-rich repeat receptor-like protein kinase At5g49770. Lineage: Eukaryota; Viridiplantae; Streptophyta; Magnoliopsida; Lamiales; Oleaceae. Bases 69 to 1868 code for a protein of 599 amino acids. Gene Ontology annotation, molecular function: ATP binding; protein kinase activity. The transcript has 8 exons. The record is from RefSeq and is a predicted model, not a curated record. Gene Ontology annotation, biological process: protein phosphorylation.
AGAAAUGAAGCUUUUCUAGCCAGAUUUUGAUAAAUUAUUCAUCUAAAAUCGCUUUUACAAGGAGAGAAAUGAAAGCAGUAAUCAUGAAGUACAAGAUAGCCUCUUCGUUUUUCAUCACUCUCUUCUAUGUUCAAGCUUUUUCACAACCAUUACCACCAUCACAGGUAGAUCCAGCUUGCAGGUUGGAUUUCAGCGCAUAUCCUUACCAGCCAACUGGUGGAUGCACUAGUGUUGAAGAAACGGACAAGAACUGGAAUAGUUUCCCGAAAACGAGUUGCUGCCAAAAUGCCCUCAAAGUGUUAUCACACGCAUUAGCCCUGCACGCACGAAAUGAUGCAUUGGGAAGUAUCUUCAUCCCGGAAAAUCAGUGGAAAAACUGUAGCAAUCCCUUUGAGCUUCAGCCUGGUGUUUCUCUUGAAACCUGUGGCUUUGACAAUUUUUUCAAUGGAAAUGGAAAUGGAAAUUGCUCUCUACUUCAAUUGUCAAACAUCUUCGCAGAAAAUCAAGAUGUUAUAUACCAGUGUUCCCUAUUCAAUUCUUCUUUAUUUGAUGAUGCCUGUGGAAACUGCACCACGGCAAUAUCAAAUGCGAGAGAUGCUAUGUCGGCUCAGGGAAACGAAACUGAAAAAGCUACCUGUCUUUUGGCUCUUAUUGUCUCAGUAAUAGCUAGGAACAUGAAUAAUACUUCUAUAGUAAAUGAUUUCGACAGGUGCUUGCCUGCCUUGGCUGUUCCAGUUCCAGAGGCUGGGAAUUACUUUAAACUCAACUAUACACUGGCAGAAACAAUAUUUGCAAUUGUUUUAGUGAUCAUUGGGCUAACAUUCAUCAUUAUGCUGAUAAACUGUGGAAUGAAGAGUGGAAAUCAGAAGAAAAAACCUGUUCAGACAACAGAUAUUACUUCCGAAUUGUCUGGCCUCUAUAGAUUCUCCAAAACCGAGAUUAACAAUGCACUUCAUUAUGGUGGUGAAAAGAAGUACCUUGGAAGAGGCAGUGCAGGGCAGGUUUACAGAGGGAUGCUACCCAGUGGACAACUCGUGGCAAUUAAGCAAAUAUAUAAGGGUAAUAAGAGCAACACUUCAGAUUCUUUCUACAGAGAAAUCGAUGGUCUUUCAAGAGUUAGACAUCCAAACCUUGUCUGCCUGUUUGGUUGCUGCAUUGAAAAUGGUGAUCAGUACUUAGUCUACGAAUAUUGUUCAGCCGGAAAUCUAGCUCAAAAUGUUCUGAGGAAAGACACUGUCCUAACUUGGGAUAGAAGGGUCAAAAUCCUAAGGGACUGCGCAUUUGCUCUCAAAUAUCUCCAUAAUCAUAUAGAUGGCUGCAUUGUUCACAGAGAUAUCAAGCUGACUAAUAUUCUUUUGACUGAGAAGUUUGUUCCUAAGCUGUCUGAUUUUGGUUUAGCCAAGAUGCUAGGAAUGGAUGAGACUAAAGUAUUUACAGAUGUCCGCGGAACCAUAGGUUAUAUGGACCCCGAAUAUAUGAGCAAUGCCAAAUUGACUUGUGCUAGUGAUAUCUACAGUUUUGGCAUUGUUAUACUGCAACUUUUAUCCGGACAAAGAGUAAUCGAACUCGAUUUGGAGGCAAGAGAUCAACUCACAAGAAAGGCGAAGGAUGUGAACAUGGGGAAACGUCCAUUGACAGAUUUUCAGGACCCUAGGCUGAAAGGAAGUGCGAAUACUCUAGAUUUUGAAGCCAUAUUGCAAAUUGCAGUACUUUGUGUGGCAAGUUCGAGCAGAGGUCGUCCAACGAUAGAUUUGGUUUUCGAUGAAUUGGACAAGGCUUGGAGAAACACAGAGGCUGGAAAGAAAGCAAAGGAGAGACACUCACCUGCCAGUAUACCAUCCAAAUCACCAGAACUGAUUCACGUUUGAAAAUAGGACCUUGCUGUGUGUACACAAUGGUGUACACUCACAUGGAAGGUGGCCCACACGUAAUAAAAUAUUCGUGGGCUCCCCUCCGUGUGAGCGGGGUGUAAAGCCGUGUGUACACCACGAGGUGUACACACGGCAUUUUCCUUGAAAAUAUGACUGUGAGAGAGAGAUUUUAAGUAACUUUUUUUUUUUUUUUUUUUGGGUACUUUUUUGAGAUGCUUGAAUAGACCAUAGCAGUGUGAAAAUGUAUAAUCAUCCAUUGUAAAUGAUGCAAAUUUUCAUUUCUACAUUCUCCAUUUCUUCCCCACUAUAAGUUUUCGCUUUGCUUUCGAUUCUGACUACAAAAGCUGCUUGAGAAACUAAACGUUGUCUAUUGAUCUUAUAUCAAUCUAAGCUAAGACAACGAAGAAGCAAUGACUUUCAAAUAUAUGGUCUACCGUUAUUUGGAUAUUACAUGUAAAAGCUGAACUGGCUACGCACAGAA